AUGGAUUGCAAUCAACAAAACAAGUUCGAUGAUGAGUUAUAUAAGGAUGAAGAUAAGGAGGAAGGGUCAGAUCUUGUUCAGAAUUCAAUGGAAGAGAGAGAGAAGAUGAGAAAUUCAGCUUCUGAGUCUUGUGAAGUUGAUGAUGAACCAAAAGGUGAUGAAGGGACAGAUCAGAAACCAGUUCAAGAAAUCCACAAGUGUGAAUUCUGUGGGAGGGAGUUCAACUCAAGAAAUGCAUUAGGUGGCCAUAAAAGGUUGCACCUUCAAGCUUUAAGGAAAAAGAAGGAGGCUAAAGGUAAAGGCAUCAAGUUUUCUGCUUCUAAUAGGAAACUCAUUUGUUAUAUUUGUCACAAGGAAUUCACAUCCCAGAAGUCCUUGUUUGAGCAUCUGAGAUUCCACUAUGAAAAGCAAGGUUCUAGUUCCUCAAACCCUGUUGGUUCCAUGGAAGAGAAUAAAGAUGAUGAUGAUAAUGAUUUUGGUGCAGUUGUUGCACCAAAUGAACUAGCUAUUGAUCUAUCACAAUAUUUAGCCCCAGGUUGGCUUCAGAAAUAUAAACGAGGAAGGAAAGCUAUUUAUCGUAAUGGUGAUUAUGAAGCUGCUCGAAACCUUUUGUUUUUGAAAAAGGGUAUGAAUAUGAACAGUGAAGUAAUACUGAAGAAGGAGGAUAAGAAAAGAAAGAAGUUGAUAGUGAAAUUGAAGGCUACAGAUGUGAUCUUGAAGCAGAAACAAAGGGGUCGCUACCAAUGUGGCAAUUGCAAUAAAUCAUUCUCAUCUUACCAAGCCCUAGGUGGACACAGAUCAAGCCACAGUAAAGAGAAGAACAAUAGGCCUGCAGAUGUUCAGGACUUUGAUCUGAAUAAGGCUCCUAAUGUGAUGAUGCGUGGAUGA
This is a messenger RNA of Gastrolobium bilobum, 888 nucleotides long. RefSeq names its product zinc finger protein ZAT4-like. Gene Ontology annotation, molecular function: DNA-binding transcription factor activity. Bases 1 to 888 code for a protein of 295 amino acids. The transcript is spliced from 2 exons. The record is from RefSeq and is a predicted model, not a curated record. NCBI's taxonomy places the organism in Eukaryota, Viridiplantae, Streptophyta, Magnoliopsida, Fabales, Fabaceae.